Pectinophora gossypiella (pink bollworm) is the source of this 7406-nucleotide messenger RNA. RefSeq names its product etoposide-induced protein 2.4 (gene tank). Gene Ontology annotation, cellular component: endoplasmic reticulum. Gene Ontology annotation, biological process: macroautophagy. Lineage: Eukaryota; Metazoa; Arthropoda; Insecta; Lepidoptera; Gelechiidae. The transcript has 7 exons. The record is from RefSeq and is a predicted model, not a curated record. The coding region runs from base 144 to 1094 and encodes 316 amino acids.
CAAACUGUCAAAUCGUGGAAGAAAGAAAAUAUUUUUGAGUAAAAAUUACAAUUCAAACCAAAUUACGUUCAAUGAUGUGACUUACGAGUUCAAUACGCGUUGUAGUGAACAAUGAACUAGUAGAUAACAGACCAAGUUAUACUAUGGAAAGCGUGCGAAAUUUUUCUGUGUCGCUUAUCAAAGGCUUUAUAGACAGCUUGCGAGGUGUGACAGUGCUGCUAUAUUUAGAUAAAGAAAUCAAUGAAAGGGCGCUGAGUCGAUCACCCCUGGUAGAACCUGAUAAUCCAAAAAAUAAACAGAAGCAGCCAAAAGUUAAACAGGAAUCAAAAGUACUUACAAGGGUGUUACAGUCAUGUAUCCUGAACGGUUUUAUAUUUCUACUUAGUAUAUUAGUGUUUGAGUAUGCACUGUUGCCGGCGGUGAAGUACUUAGUGACGGUGGUGUUUGGGCAUAAUCCCGGUGUGGCCCAUAAUGUGUGGGGCUGGAUGCAACCGUUCCUGUCCAUGACGUUCCGUAUGAUAUGGGUGCUUCCACUUUUCUUGCUAAGCAAGCUUGUUAAUAGUUUAUGGUUUCAAGAUAUAGCUGACUCGGCGUACCGGCACAGAAGAGGUCGGCCGCAGUUCAUGUCAAGUGUCAGCAAGAUCAUUGCAGACUCACUCUUCAGUUUGUUGGUGCAAGCUUUAUUUCUAGUUCAGAGUAUGUUAGUCAGCAUGCUCCCUAUAACCUACAUAGGCGAGCUGCUGUGUCUAGUCCACAUGUGCCUGCUCUACUCACUGUACUCAUUUGAAUACAAGUGGUUCAACAUGGGAUGGGAGCUGCACAAACGUCUCACCUUCAUCGAGACGAAUUGGCCCUAUUUCCUGGGCUUCGGGCUGCCUUUAGCUGUCCUCACGCAGAUACCACAGUCUUAUAUUAUAAGUGGUUGUGUGUUCUCCAUCUUCUUCCCCGUGUUUAUACUCAGCGGUAACGAAGCAACGCCUGUGAUAGGAAGCGAGUAUCCCCUACGACUAUUCUCACCGGUCGUAGCGAUAUCCAACGGUAUGUUCAGAGUGGCGCGACAGAGCGCCGAGGCAGUCACGCAUCGCAGCAGGUGAUCCUAACUCCAUCUAGAAUGUACCUUACAGCCUUUACACCUUCCUUUUAUUAUGGCGCCAUUGGUGCUAAUUCCUGUAAACACCAUCUAAUUGUAUUAGUAAGUUAUAUCUGUCAUUUUGUUAUCUGCCGAAAAGGACAGGGACGGGUAAUCGACAAGCAUAAAAUUUAUGAAACAACCUUAUAAAAAAAUUGCAUCGGCUAAAUUAAGUUAACAGCACACAUCAAACGGUUUGCGUACCAGCGAGAUACCUAUUUGAUUCGCCCGGGUUAUUCGUUCAUUUACUCAUUCUUCCUAAAAUUAAGAGCUGUCAAUCAUCUGUCCCUUUCCUUUUCGGCGGAUAAGAUAAUGACAGGUAUAACUUAAAGUAAAAUUAGGAGGUGUCUGCAGGAAUCGGGGCCAUUAUCUAUUGUUUAAGUAAAUAUUUAAAUCCGUGAUACCCUUGGUUCAUCAUCAUCAGCCCAUUAAUGUCCCCACUGCUGGGGCACGGGCUUUCCCUAUGGAUGGAUAGGGAGAUCGGGCCUUAAACCACCACGCGGGCCCAGUGCGGUUUGGUGGUUGUUAACGACUGCUAAUGCAACCGGGACCAACGGCUUAACGUGCCUUCCGAAGCAUGGAGGAGCUCGAGAUGAAAACUUUUUUUUGUGGUCACCCAUCCUAUGACCGGCCUUUGCGAAAGUUGCUUAACUUCAACAAUCGCAGACCGAGCGCGUUUACCGCUGCGCCACCGAGCUCCUCUUGGAUCUCUUGGCACCCUUGGUUCGAAUCUCUGAAUUCGACUUGAUUGAAUUCAUGUUUGGAUCACAGAUAAUUGAUAUCACUUGGUUUCCAGGAUUUGUGCCCGGUUCAUGGCAAUAGGCUUGCCCCAUAUUACAUGGGACUUAAAUAGCUGGUGAGGAGUGGAUGUAUAGUUGACGACAGGUCGACAUGGCAAUCGGGGCAUGAGGUGAGCCGCGGAGGCGGGGUCGCCCCGCACACCCGCACAGUCCCCGCGGCGUCUUAGUCUUAGUGUCGCACGAGUCCGUAUCGACCGCUUUUAUCGAUUAUAAACUCGCUCACAUAAUUUAUUGAAUUAGAAAUUAACAUUAACACAAAAGAAAAACAAUAGGUUUAAAAGAAAUCUAAUCUAAAUAUUUAUCGUCAAUCAAAAUUAUACUAUAUUACAUAUCUUAUAUUAUAUUUUACAUAUACUUGCUAAGAAAUAAGUGUGCGUCAAGCUAGCGGCCUCAAAAAAAAAAUGGACACGAAAAAAUAAUUUGACCAUACCAAAAAAUAGUACUCUUAUUGAAAAAAAUAGUACCUGUUGUAAAAAAAUUAGUACCAUCACGGUUCUGGAUUUAUAGCCAUGUUUUAUUGCACUUGCUAGCUUGACGGUGAGCGAAAUUUGGCGAGAGUUAACGACAAGGUCUUUCGCUUUGAUUUAAACGCCAAAAAAUAGUACCGAAAUAGUACUCACCCCCUGCAAAAUACCGAAAGUAAUACUUCAACGGUUCCAAAGUUAUAAAGGCAGUUCUUUGAUCCCGCUAGCUUGACGUUUUGAAAAUACCUAUUAUCUGGGGAACGCUUGCAUACUUCAGUAUGUAACUAAUGUCAAUAAACUCGUAUGAAAUAGUACUCCCUACCAUCAUAAUUUUGAUCCGAUUCUCUUUAUAGAAAUGUUAAAAAAUCAUCAUAACCUAUGCCAUACAUUUGUUGUUGAUACAGUCACGUAGACAAUUACAUAACCUCACAAUUUAUUCGUAAGUAUUGCCAUUUUAGAGGUCUACCCUACCAUUUCUGUGCACUUCAGAGUGCUGCUAUUACAAAAAAUUCCUAUUGCAUACACCCGUAUGUACUAAUUUUAAUAGAAAAGGCUGCAUGGGUCUAGUUCUUAUCGAAAACAAUCUGUGAUUUUAAUACAUCAUAAUACAUUUUUAAUCUGCUGUUUUAUUUUAUAAUUCAUACCUUCAUGUUGAAUUUGUUACGGAUCGAAGUGUUUGUUAAUAAACAAUUUGCAGUAUUUGUAGAAUAACUCAAAGAGUUUCAACAAUGAUAUUACUUUCAUCUGACAACCCUGGCACUUCACCAAUUUUUACCCAAAAAUGGGGAAAAAUACUAAAAUCUGACAACAUUCUUGAGCAUGUGUAAUAAUUUUGUUCGCGACUGUACUUGUCUUGAUAAAUGUAUGACAUAGGUUAUAAUGACUUUUUGACAUAUUUCUACAAAGAGAAUCAGGUCCAAAUUAUGAUGGUAGGGAGUACUAUUUCAUACGAGUUUAUUGAGAUUAGUUACAAACUGAAGUAUGCAAGCGUUCCCCAGAUAAUAGGUAUUUUCAAAACGUCAAGCUAGCGGGAUCAAAGAACUGCCUUUAUAACUUUGGAACCGUUGAAGUACUACUUUCGGUAUUUUGCAGGGGGUGAGUACUAUUUCGGUACUAUUUUUUGGCGUUUAAAUCAAAGCGAAAGACCUUGUCGUUAACUCUCGCCAAAUUUCGCUCACCGUCAAGCUAGCAAGUGCAAUAAAACAUGGCUAUAAAUCCAGAACCGUGAUGGUACUAUUUUUUUUACAACAGGUACUAUUUUUUUCAACAAGAGUACUAUUUUUUGGUAUGGUCAAAUUAUUUUUUCGUGCCCAUUUUUUUUUGAGGCCGCUAGCUUGACGCACACAGAAAUAAUUGAAAACUAAGAAUAAUAUUUUAGAAAUAAAAUUAACGUUAGAUGAUUCAGAUGAAUAAAUAUUAACUUAAAUGAAAACGUGGUAUUAUUUUAUUCACAUUUUGUUACAUACAUAAUAAAAAUAUAUCGAUAUUGAAAACGUCACGUCACUAGAGAAUUGCCAUGUCGACCUGUCGUCUACAUUAUGUACGGUCACGAGUACUAAUAUGUAUACACUUUGAAACCGUGUCACAUUAACUUUUUUGACAAAUUAAACCGUAAGUCUCAUUAAAUGUCAAAUAUGAUAGUGCGACAAGGUUCUAAACUGGGUACAUGAUAUUGCUCAUGACUGUACUAUACACCACUACCUCUUGUUAUGUUAUGAUAAAGUUGAAAUCGCAUAGUUUUAUAGUAAUGCGAUUAAAAACAUUAUUAUCCUAAUAAUUAUGAAUGGACAUAAGAAAAGGAAGGUUAUAAGGCAGUUUACACGAGCCAUUAUUGUAAAGCUUAAAUACGUUAUAUCAGUAAGUUUAAUUUGGCAACACUAAAAAACGUAAGUGUUAUCAGAUUAAAUUGUAAUAUUGUACCUUAUGAAUAGGGCUGACGGUUCGAACUUAUAUAUUGUGCAAUGUCAUGUAAAACAUUUUAAAAGUCACAUUUUUUUUGUUUUGGUUUUCUCCGAAGGGUAAGGCAAAGGGAACUAUGCCCAUACAGCCAUGUCUUACGUAUUUUUUUUACUUGAUGAUUAAUGAAAUGAUGAAAGGUGAUGAUGAUGAAAGUCACAUUUAUUAUAUGAAAAAUCAAGUGUUUUUAUCGUAGAUUUUUGCUGUCACUAACAAACAUAAAUGAUGUUCCCGUCAUAUAAAAUUGCCAGCAACUGUAACAUAGAACUCACAUUAUUCACGAUGCGAUUUUUUCUUUUCUCGUGUUGCCAUUCUCAAAAUAAACUAUGACAUUGCAUCUUGUAUAAGUUUGUUCCAUUACAGACGUAUGUUAAUGAUGUUUGCUUGAUAAUCUUUUUGUCACAUUUUGAUUUAAAAAAAAAACAUUUAUUUAAACAAGUUGUAAGUUUUCAAUGAGCAUAGUCAACAUACUUAUUAAACAUCUUAGUGCAAUGAUCAGAGUUUUGUAAGACUUUUUAAACAGGGAAUUAUAUUUGUGCUUUAUUUUUUAUUUUGUAUGAAAAAAUAACCUUUACUCAUAAACCAUAGAGAUGUGAAUAUUUGACCAUUGCCCAUUAUGAUAAAUUAUUAUGUAUAAUUAUGUGGAGAAUAUUAUUUAUUUUAAUAUAAUUAUGCUCAUAAAUGUUCUAGUUGCUCAUGUUGGCGGUGGCAAUAGUUUAUUGUUAAGUAAAUUGUUACAUUUUGUUUCUGCUUGAAUCAAUCAUAAGGUAUACUCGCCAAAUUAAUAUUAAUUUGACAGCUGUCAAAACAGUCCAUAGUCCUGCGGGCUUAGCACCGUAAGCGCGCGACUCUUUCUCGCCUCGACAUACGUCACCCGUCACUCUCUCACAGUACUGUACAGAAAGAGACAGAUGAUCUCUCUCGCGUCGAGAAAGAGUCGCGUGCUUGGUGCUAAGCCCGUUGAUAACAUGUCGUUCGCAACAAGGCUGUAUGCUAUUGUUCUGUUCUUUGAUUUAUCAUUUGUCAAAAAUUAAUCAAGAUAUAAUAGGUAUACUUCUCAUCAAAAAAAUCGAACCAACUUAAUAUAUUUUGAAAGUUGAUAUUUCGUACAAAGAUCAUUGAAAAAAAUACGAGUAUUAAUAAUAAAAAUAAACGUCAUUUUACAAUGGGUUUAUAAAGCUUUUAUUAUCAAUUCUUAAUAUUACUGUUCCAAGUUUGAAAUUUAAUUAAACUUGUGUAUUUUGUUGAACUAAAAUUGGGAAGUACUUAUUUCGUUUUUUUUUUUAUGAGAAGUACAUUAUAUUUAACGCGGUAAUCUUUACGAAUUGCCUUCGUAUUGAAGUUAUUUUAAUGUGGUUAAUACAUACAUAUAUAAGAUCACGCCUAUUUCUCGUUGGAGUAGGUAGUGACCACGGAAUUCCGCUUUUAAUGCGAUUAUACUGUAUCAGUUACUAAAUGAAGUGUCGUUUCACUUACUAUCUAGUCGCAAGUUCGCUUGUUGCAGAAACAAAAUUGUAUUGUUUACUAUUUCGAACUUGUUACAACUUUGCACAGGUUUUUUUUUUUUACUAAAAGUCUAAUUAUAAGACAUUCCAAUCAGAAGUACGACACAUUAGGUGGUUGGAAUAUAUGUGAAAAAAAUAGGUAGGUAGUGGCCCCGAUUCCUGCAGACAUCUCUUAAUUUUACUUUAAGUUAUACCUGUCAUUUCCUUAUCCGCCGAAAAGGAAAGGGACGGAUGAUUGACAGCUCUUAAUUUUAGGAAGAAUGAGUAAAUAAAUGAAUAACCUGGGCGAAUUUUUAGACGGUUGUUUUAGAUUUGUGCUUAAAAUUGACGUGUGUUCCAUAAAUUUUAUGCUUGUCGAUUACCCGUCCCUUUCCUUUUCGGCGGAUAAGAAAGUGACAGAUAUAACUUAAAAUAAAAUUAGAUGGUGUUUACAGGAAUUAGCACCAUUAUGAUUAUAAAGUGUGCCAAAAGUGAUAACACGCACAAUUUGUCGAGUUUGUAUUAUAAUUGAAAUUCGUUAUUGGCUCGAGUCUUUUUACGAUUUGAUGUAACGGCUUUUCUUUUUAUCUUGUACACUUAUAAUUAUGGCAACAAAUGUUUUAAGUGUUGUUACUUAACUCAAGUUUCCGGGCGUAUAGGUAAUCCUGACUUCUUCAGUGUUGUAUAAAGAGAAAAUAUAUUACUUGUCGCGUAGAUAAAUCAUAACCGUAGCUUGCUAUAGGUGUAAGUACCAGAAUCUGAUGGCAAAUGGGGAAAUAUUUUUUUUAUAUUAAGCAACACUCUGGCAAUUGGAUGAAAACGUCUUGAUACUUUUUAUUUUUUACCUAUUGAUGGACAUUCAAGUAUACCGAAACAAAGUAUUAAGACUAGUUGAAAUGAAAAAAAAAUGUUUUUAUUACUUACCAGAAAACAAUACAAUGAGGCACGUACAGUAGGAUAGGUACUUAUAUUAAAAAUGUAACCAAAUGAACAGAGGUUCCCAAACUAGGCGGAGCCUGUUUCUUGGGAAACCGUAAAAAAGGGUACAUGUGUUAGUCCUACUUACCGGUCAACUCUUGCACGCGCUUCAAAAUCGAAGAUUGAGGUUGAUCUCCAACUGCUUCUUCACUAACUUUACAAUAAACAAUGUAAACAAUCUUGCUUGCUUAUGAUUGAUGUAGGUUUUUCGACAUUCUUACGAAAUUUAGAAUAAUUUCAAGGAAUCAUUGGAAAAUCUCAGUAUUGUUGACAAAACUCGUACUUUGACUUGACAGGUGACAGUUUAACAUUAUCAUAGGAAAAUCAAUAUUUUCUCUACUUUUUUUAUGCCAUCAGAUCCUGGUAGACCUUUAUUACUUAUAUUCAUCCUAUGCAAAGUUGUUUCAAUAUAUGAACGGGAAUGUAUAGAAAUGGUGCCUGGAUAUGACGGUUAUUGUAAUUCUCAUAUUGAAUACCGCUUUGUAUAAAGUUUAAUUAUAGAUUUUAUAUUGCAAUCACUCAUUUGGAAUCGUCUGAAGUGAAUUGUGAUUGUAUUUUUUUUACAUGACAUUGAAUAAAAGGGACUGAAUCGUAA